Molecule: messenger RNA, 3187 nt
Organism: Microplitis mediator
Lineage: Eukaryota; Metazoa; Arthropoda; Insecta; Hymenoptera; Braconidae
Product: putative ankyrin repeat protein RF_0381
Exons: 2
Coding region: 163-2244 (693 amino acids)
Biological process (GO): regulation of gene expression
Cellular component (GO): nucleus
Molecular function (GO): protein binding
Source: RefSeq, a predicted model, not a curated record
UCAGGUUCAGUUCAAAAAACGAUGUUAAUGUGAUAAAAUAACAUCUACACAUUAACGUGUACAAACCCUAGUGUCAUUUUUAAUUUUUUAAAUAAUUAUUGUUUAAUAAACAGUUGGUUUUUAUAUUCUUAAUCCCAGGAAUUGAUGAAUAAAUAAAAAAAAAUGUCUAACGACGACCGAAGACCUGCUAAAAAACAACGUCUUGAUCACUUAUCAUCAACUUCAAAAUCUCACAAGUCUUAUUUGAACAAACGUUUAUUUCAAUCGGUUCUACCAGAUGACUCACUUACACAAGCUGUAAAAGAUAAAGAUAUCGUGCAGAUUAGAAAUAUUGUAGGCUCACUCUCGGACAUUGACGCCGUAGACUCGACAGGUGUCACAGCACUUCAAGUUGCCAUCAACGAAAAAUACCUACCGGGAAUAAAGCUCUUGCUGGCGUGUCGUGCCAGGAGGCUUAACAAAUAUCAUUCCAUAUAUUCAUGGAAUCUAUGGCAAGCAACACUUCGCUAUAGAAUAUUUCAAAGAUGGGCAUUAAAAAGUGACCUGGACUGGGUUAACCGACAGCUUUUAAUUGGCAUGAGAAGAAUUUUACGUACAUGGAGUGUCCCAAAUGCCGAGGAAUUGACGCUUGAAGAUUUAAAAAACUACUCAAUCAAACAGCUAAACAAUAGCAGUUGCAGUGACAGAGAUAUGGCCAUUAUACUGAAUAAAUACGCGGCUUUUAAUCAGCGUGAUGAUGAAAAUCAAACUAUGCUUUAUUUCGCAAUUAAAAAUGACAAUACAGCAAUAGUCAAAUAUUUAUUGGAGAUGGAUGUAGAUGUCACGGUCACUGCAGCUUACAAGCAUUGUAACUACUACGGUGGAUUAACUGCCUUGGACGUCGCCGUGGAGUUGGAGCAAGAAAACAUCGUCCAGCUUCUAUUGGAUCACGGAAACUGUCAUGUUAAUUUCAAAGCAGAGUCUGGCUUGACGCCUCUCCAUAUUGCAGCAUUGAAGAAUAAUUUGACAAUCGCGAAAAAAUUAAUAAGCAAAGGUGCAACUAUAGAUGUGUACUCCACAUAUCAAUCUAUCCCUUACUCAACAACUAAUCGUCGGGCCGUUCAUGGAAAUUUCAUUAGGAAUCAUUAUCAAAUGCAUUCGACUGAGAGUAAAAUAGACACUGAUAUGGAACAUCUGAAUGGUAUGACUGCUUUGCAAGUUGCCGCAAAAUUUAAAAGUUUGGAGAUGGUUCAAUUAUUAGUAGACCUCGGUGGAGAUGUCAAUGCUCAUUGUAAAGACCGGGGUGAUGGAUACACGGCAUUGCAUUAUGCUGUAAUGAAUUAUGAUAGUGCAAUGGUUGAUUUUUUACUGAGCAAGGGUGCUCGGGUUAAUAUCAAGUCAAAUGAUGAAAAAACAAUUUUACAUUUUGCUGUUGGUACUAGAAAUAAAGACAUUGUUAAGCGUUUGUUAGAUGCUGGCGCUGAUGUGAAUAUCAGAAGUAACACGGAUUAUUUUGAUGAUAUUACGCCGCUUCUUGAAGCCGUGAGGUUUCAUCUAAAAGAGACAGUGUUGAUGUUGAUUGAAAUGGGUUCUGAUAUAAAUGCCACAGCUAAGCGAAAGUCAACUUCAACAUGCGUAAAUGUUAUUGAUAUGACUCUUGAGGAACUCGAUCUUGAUAUGCUCGAGCUGAUGUUGAAUAUGGGUGCAGAUGUCAGUGGCGCUGAAUUUCGAUUAUAUUCUUUUCGUAACAGGAAAAUAUUUCGAAAGCAUCUAGAGAAAUUCUGGAAUGCUGGACUUUUCGUUAACAAGAGACUGAUCAAGUGGGCUGAUUUAAAAAUAACAAAAAAAUACGAUUUAAGGAAUAAGCGCCAAGCUCAAGUCAGGAAAAUGGAGGAAGAAGAAAUUGGGGAUCGUUAUGUUAGUUUUUACGAUUUACUGUUUAAAAAUUUGGAUCAGAUGGUGAUGUAUGCAGAGAAUGAAAGUAUUUGGAAAGCUUUGGAGCUCAACGUGCAUAGUCUCCCGUGGAACCAUCAAGUACUAAUAAAUAGUUUUCAGGAGGAAUACAAGCGCUAUCAGUUGCAGAAAGAAACUGAGAAGAUGUUGGUAAAUAUUAUCGAUUUGCCUUAUUUAUGCGUGAGGAAAAUCCUCAUGUAUUUUAGCUACGAUGAUUUAUUCGUGUAUUUAGGAAGACCCUCCAGGUUCAAGUUAACAAGACACAUUGAUCCUGUAGGCCGAUAUCGUGUACAAAGAUUAGCAAACAGGUGAUUUGCGAAUGUCUUCCGUCAGUGGGCAGAAAUAAGAUGAAACGAAUCCAUCAAAAAUGCAUCACUUCAUCCUAUAAGGAAUAGCUGUUAAUAUUCCUGUUCCGAAAUACUUGCAAGAUAUGAUGGUUCUUCGAUGAGUCCUCUGAAUGCAUGCAUUCAGCCGAUCUGUAUUUCAGUAUUGCAUGUAUCCUCUGGAGUAACUCGGAUGCUGCUUAAAAACGGGAGCAGCUCUGACCUGACAUACACCAACGUAUAAAUUAUAAUCUUAUAGACAAUGCACGGUUACACGAUUACUUAAUGCCGGAUUCGUUGAAACCGCCUUUGCCAAGAAAUUAGAAGAGACAUUUCAAUGAUGUAAAGUUCGAUCCCAUCAUUCAAAUCGGAUUUCAGAAUCAUAGAAGCAGGCCAGCAGUGUUGGUGUUUCAAGAACUAUUACAUCAAAUCCUUCCGCACAUUUGUUCUGAUCGGAAUGAGUGCACAGAAAAAGUUUUAAUUAGAAUUAAUUUUCUUUGAAAGUUCAACUUUAAUUUCACAGAUAAAUUAUUUAUUGAAUAAUUGAUGAUAAAGAUUAAUGUCUUGAUGUAAUAUAGGAUCUACUAUAAUAGAUCCAAAAUUAAACUUGUCCGUAUUAAAUGACAGAGGUGUACUGAUGUCGAAAAUGUUUUCAAGUCUGGAAUAUAACAGUUCUGAGAUAAAUGUCUUGCCAGGAACACUACAAGCGGCUGGGUGCGGUCUCGUGGCGGGCGUCGAACUACUUCCGCUGCUGUUGCCCAGCACCGGUGACUUUCCUCUCCUACAUGUAUAUCUUUUAUAUAGAAAUACUAGAAAUAUUGAUUUAAAUCCGGAUAAAAAUAAACCCAGUUUGAAAAACUGGCCUUUAAUUUUUAUUCUAUUUAAAUUUUAUUUAUUUAUUUAAAAAAAUUUUUAAAAUUGCCAACUAAAUU